UUUGAGAAGAUUGUGACAAAAGCGCAGAGAACGUGACAUGAGCCCCUCACCCAGCCACAGUUUGGGGGUUGUGAGAACAAAACAGUAAAUGACACAGCUAGAGGCAGGCUGAGGUUUCCUGUGUCAGCUCCACAUGACAUAUAUAGAGGUUCUGGACCUGCCAUUCUGUACCUGUCUCCUGCCUGGCCACAGCUACUGCUUUGUCUCAUCAGGACAGUGGUGGGAGAUGCUGCUGCUCCUUCUGCUCACAAAUGCUUUUGUCCUUCUGCCCUGGGCUGGGGCUGGAAGGAUCAUUGGUGGACAAAAAGUUAAGGCCCACUCCAGACCCUACAUGGCUUUUUUAGACGUUCAAAAUAAGACAAAUAGUAGGAAGUGUGGAGGGUUCCUGAUUCGCCCAGACGCAGUGCUCUCAGCAGCUCACUGUAUGGAUAUAAAAAACAUAGUGAGCGUCACUGUGAUUCUGGGAGCCCACAACAUAAUGAGGAAAGAAGAGAGCCAGCAGAAGAUCCGUGUGGGACAAUGGGUCAUCCAUCCUAAAUAUUCCCAUGUUGGCUUCAAAAAUGACAUUGUGCUGCUGAAGCUGGAGGAAAAUGCUGAGAUCAAUGAGAAUGUGCAAUGUAUCUCCAUUGCCAAGAAAAAUGAACGUGUGAGAGCAGGAACUAAAUGUAAAGUGUCUGGCUGGGGCCAGACAUCUGUGACAGGGCAGAUGAGUGAUGUGAUGAUGGAAGUGAAAUUGAAGGUGCAAAAGGAGAAAAUCUGUGAGCAGAUUUUCCCUAACUACCAGAGUCAGUCUAUGAUCUGUGUUGGUGAUGAAACCCAUAAAAAAGCAGCUUACAAGGGUGAUUCUGGUGGCCCAUUAGUCUGCAAUAAGAAGGCUCAUGGCAUUGUUUCUCAUGGAUGUCCGUGCAACCUCUCCCCUGAGGUAUUCACCAGGACCUCGUAUUUUGAGCCCUGGAUCCGUAAGGAGCUGCAGAAGUUUUCACUCCAAGAUAUUCCUGGCUCUCCAUUCUCUGACUAAAAUGCUCAGUGCCCCCUCUCCACAAUGCAUCCAACACCUGCUGGUGCUCAGGAGCUCCCAGGGGCAGCUGAAGUGGAGCCAGAGAAGCCCCUGUGGUGCAGGCACAGCUUUGGCACUGAGUCUCCGUGGCAAGCUACAAAUGCAGCUCCCAAGUACACCCAGCUUCCCAUUGCUCCCUUCCUCCCACUGCUGCUCCAGCUCUGCUUCUGGCCAUCAAUAAAAGCAUGUUCAAACUCA
Agelaius phoeniceus (red-winged blackbird) is the source of this 1255-nucleotide messenger RNA. RefSeq names its product cathepsin G-like. The record is from RefSeq and is a predicted model, not a curated record. Gene Ontology annotation, cellular component: cytoplasm; intracellular membrane-bounded organelle. Gene Ontology annotation, biological process: proteolysis. Gene Ontology annotation, molecular function: serine-type endopeptidase activity. NCBI's taxonomy places the organism in Eukaryota, Metazoa, Chordata, Aves, Passeriformes, Icteridae.